AUGUCGACGGAUGCAAGUGCACCGGUCUUGCCCGGUCCUCAGGCAGGAUUUGAGGGCGCAUACAACCUAUUGUCGUUUGAUGGCGGUGGCGUCAAAGGCAUAUCGAGCAUGAUCAUCCUCAAGAAAGUCAUGGAUCGGGUACGGGACAUUGAAAAUGAGACAGCAGCAGUAGAGGGCAGACCUCUUGACACAGACGAGAGAAGACCUGUGGAUUAUUUUGACCUUGCAGCAGGCACAAGUACUGGAGGACUCAUCGCACUCAUGCUAUUUCGACUUCACAUGAAGUGUAGCGAGGUCAUUGGUCAAUACCACGACCUGGCCAAAGAAGUAUUCAGCCCCAGAAUAGGCCCGGUCUCUCUGUACCGGCUUGGUCGGCUCGGAAAGCAUGUGGGCGAUCUUUGGAUCAAGUUCAAGAUGUUGACGGGCCAAUCUCAAUUCUCCCACAAGCCAUUGGAGAAGGCCAUCGACACAGUCGUCGGGGCAUUUCCCCUCGAUGACGACGACAAGGCACGGAAAGGGGACGCCGCGCUCGUCAAGGACAGCCAAGGUCAAAUGUUCAUGUGUGCCACGCUCGCCGACAAAGGAGAGAGUAUUCUCCUGCGCAACUACGAUCCUCCAUUUGCACCUCUCCCUGUCUCCGCUGGGGCUAAGGACCUCAAUUUCAAUGCCAUUAGCAUCAAAGAAGCCGCACGGGCGACCUCGGCCGCCCCAACCUACCUGAAACAGGUCAACAUCCAGGGUCUGAACUUUUGGGAUGGCGGACUUCUCAACAACAAUCCAAUCGACCAAGUCUGGGACAACAGAUAUGAUCUGGUUGCUCGUGAACAUCAGUCUCCACAUAUCAGAUGCAUUGUGAGCUUGGGAACCACUCACCCCGACUAUGACCCCAAUAAGAAGCCUCCUGGACGGUUUGUGGCCAGAUUCUUCAAUACUGUAUCCAAGACAGUUGCCUUCGUCACCAACACCGAGGCCAAGCACCGGGAUUUUGAGCGAAACAUGCGCCAGCGCAACCGGCGUCGGCCAGACCGGCCUACUGGCUAUUUUCGAUUCAACGCACCCACGGAGAAAGAGCAGAUCGAUUUGAGCGAUUACCUCAAGAUGCCCAAGUUGCGUGACUAUACAGAAAAGUAUUUGAAGAAUCCAGAUGUGGACGUCAUGAUCCAUGAGUGUGCGGCAUUGCUUGCGAAAAAGCAUUGA
This is a messenger RNA of Capronia coronata CBS 617.96, 1197 nucleotides long. RefSeq lists its product as uncharacterized. Bases 1 to 1197 code for a protein of 398 amino acids. NCBI's taxonomy places the organism in Eukaryota, Fungi, Ascomycota, Eurotiomycetes, Chaetothyriales, Herpotrichiellaceae. Gene Ontology annotation, biological process: arachidonate metabolic process. Gene Ontology annotation, cellular component: membrane. The transcript is spliced from 2 exons. The record is from RefSeq and is a predicted model, not a curated record.